AUGCAGGAAAAUCUUAUCUUUGAAGAAGAGCUUGCAUCCGGCAGCGAGGGUGAGAACGAAGAACAAUUCUUAUCUCCCACUGCGCAUUCAGCUCGUCGGGAACAAAAUAUCUUCUUCAAGAAUCUACUCACAAAAGCUGCAAAGGACUUGACCAAGCAAGAACUAAAUGGCGCCAAUACAGCUGAGAAUAUAGGCUCUACUCGUUAUCUUCUUACUACGCAAGAAUUCGCUGCUACCAUCGAUGACCCUCGUGAGUACCAGAUUGAGUUGUACGAAAGAGCCAAGGAGGAGAACACGAUAGCGGUGCUUGCCACAGGAUCUGGCAAAACCCUAAUUGCUAUUCUUCUCUUGAAACAUAUCAUUCGAAAUGAGCUGAUUGAUCGAGAACGGGGUCGUCGUCACCGCAUUUCCUUUUUCUUGGUUGAUAGCGUAACGCUUGUGUUCCAACAGACAGCAGUCUUGAAAAACAAUCUUGACCAACCCGUCGCUUCGUUGUACGGCGACAUGGGCUUGGACCUGUGGAACAAAAAGAUCUGGAUGGAAUAUUUCGCCAAGAAUAUGGUCAUUGUGUGUACCGCAGACAUCGUUGUGCAAUGCCUUCUGCAGUCAUAUAUCAGUAUGGAAGACAUAAAUCUGUUGAUUUUCGACGAGGCACAUCAUGCUAAAAAAGAACAUGCUUACGCACGUAUCAUGAAGGAAGGCUAUCUCAGAACCAAACCGGAGUGUCGCCCUCGCGUAUUUGGUAUGACUGCAUCCCCCUUAGAUGCUAAGCGUGACCCGGUGAAAGCUGCCCAGGAGCUAGAGAUUCUCUUGCAUAGCAAGAUUGCAACGGCAUCAAACCUUGCCCUUUUGCGGCAGGUUGUUAGUCGGCCUCAGGAGGAGCAAUGGAAGUAUCCGGCGCUCAAGAAGCCGUUUAAGACCACCCUUCAUCAAAUCCUGGAAAAAGGGUACGGUGAUAUGGAAUGUCUCAAGCCUAUAUUCACUUUCUCCUUUGAAGCCAGCUCUUAUCUGGGGCCCUGGUGUGCGGAUCACGUCUGGUCAGGAGCUCUCUCCGAAAAGAUGCUGCCGAGAUUCCAUGGGAAAAUUACUAAAACAUGGAAAAGGCUCGGGGGUGAAGCUGCAACUCAGAAGACUGAAACUGAGAUGUCAAGGCUCAAGGAAAUAUCUGAGUUGAUAGCAAACUAUGAAAUGCCGAGUGGUUCAAACAUUUUGGAGCAGCUUAGCGACAAAGUGCGAAUCCUUUAUCAGCAUUUGACUAAACGCUUCGAAGAAGCCCCAAACACGAAAUGCAUAGUAUUCACAAAGCAAAGAAAUACUGCAAAGUUGCUCGAAGCUGUUUUCAAACAGCUGUCUGUUCCAAAUAUGCGCCCAGGCGUUCUGGUGGGAAUCAGGUCGGGAGACAUAGGCGGAAUGAACUCGACUUAUCAUCAGCAAUUCAAGGCAACGAUUGAGUUUAGAAAGGGAGAGUCGAAUUGUUUGUUUGCAACAUCUGUUGCGGAGGAGGGCCUUGAUAUCCCGGACUGCAAUCUCGUUGUCAGAUUCGAUCUCUAUGAGACUCUUAUCCAGUACGUCCAGAGCCGCGGCCGAGCAAGACGUGGCGAUUCUAUAUAUGCACACAUGAUAGAAAUCGACAACAUGGAGCAUGAAACCAGACUUGAUGAGGUGCAUCAGGCAGAGGAACUCAUGCGCCGAUUUUGUGAUGCCCUUCCUAAAGACAGACUCCUCGGUGAUGACACAGACACGCUGAGUGUCAUCUUGGAAAAGGAUAGUAGAAAAAGACAAUAUAAGAUCGAAAAAACAGGAGCAACUCUAACCUAUCAUUCGGCCAUAACGGUUAUUGCACGCUACGCAAGCUCUCUGCAAUACGAAAACAAUGAAACCGCUUUACAUCCUCACUACGUCACGAUUCAGACUAAAGUGAUUGUUUUCUCUUCUGCUGAGCCGCUACAGAGGGAGAGUCACAGCAUGCUUUUGUUGACUCGCAAAUCGCUACCACAGUUUCCCGAAUUUCCCAUAUACUUAGAUGAUGACGUUGAGACUAUUAUCAGGACCAUUCCCGUAUCCAAAGCGUUAUCUGUCUCGUCGAAGGAAAUUGAGCUCUUGAGCAAUUAUACUCUUCGAAUCUUCCAGGACUUGUAUAACAAGAUCUACGAAAUGAAUCAGGAAAUAAUGCCAUACUGGUUGAUUCCUACAGCAAGUGGCAUUAGCGAGUAUGGUGAGGGCCUUAAUCCUUCAGACGUGAUUGAUUGGGAAGCGCUGCAAUUUGCCAAGGAUCACGAGCGCCUUAAUAGUACUUCAAUGUCGCCAGGGGAUUUUAGUGAUCAUUUCGUCUACGACCCCUGGGAUGGAAAGUAUCGUUACUUUCUCAAAGGUGUUAAUACUUCACUUCGCGCAAAAGAUCCGCCACCGUCUUUUUUACCACAUCGUCGACACAUGAAGAAUAUCAUGGAGUACGGACUUAGCUUAUACAAGAGAAGUCGAAUUCACUUUCUGGCCACGUGCGAUUGGAAUCAACCUGUUUAUGACGCAGAGCUGGUACCUCUACGCCGAAACUUGCUUGACAAGAUGUCAGACAGCGAGAAACAAGUGGAAAAGAGAAUGGUGUUGUGCUUGGAGACUCAAGUAGUUUCCGCUAUACCUGCCACGGUUGCAACAAGUUGCUUUGCGUUUCCAGCAAUUAUCACCAGAAUCGAUUCGUACCUUGUUGCUCACGAAUGUACCAACGAACUUGGUCUAAAGAUAGACUUGGGAUAUGCCCUAGAAGCCGUGACAAAGGACUCUGACAACAUGGAAGAGCAUCGCUUAGAGCAGAUCCAGUUUCAGCGAGGCAUGGGGAGGAACUAUGAGCGACUUGAGUUUCUUGGAGACUGCUUUCUCAAGAUGGCCACGUCAAUAUCUCUAUUUGCUGGAAGUCCGAAUGAUCAAGAAUUUGACUUUCAUGUCAAUCGUAUGACAUUGAUUUGCAACAGGAAUUUGUUCAACACAGCAAAACAGCGAAAAAUAUAUGAAUACAUCCGAAGCAAAGGCUUUUCUAGGCGAAACUGGUAUCCCGAAGGAAUGAAGCUGCUUCGCGGCAAAGCGAAUGAGGACAAAGCAUCAACGCACACACAUGGAUUGGGCGAAAAAACAAUUGCUGAUGUUUGCGAGGCCCUCAUUGGAGCCUCUCUUCUUUCUGGUGGUCCUGUCAAUCGUUUCGAUAUGGCUGUCAAAGCUGUGACUAUAUUAGUCAAUAGUGAGCUCCACGAUGUCGAAAAUUGGGCGGAUUAUUUCUCUCGUUAUUCUUUACCACUUUAUCAAAUCAAAGAGGCCGAUGGGUUUGAGAAAGAUCUUGCCAAGCAAAUUGACAAGAAAUUGGGAUAUCGUUUCAACUAUCCAAGAUUGCUUCGCUCCGCAUUCACUCAUCCUUCGUUUCCUUCUGCCUGGUCGACAGUGCCAUGCUAUCAGCGGCUUGAAUUUCUAGGCGAUUCGCUUUUGGAUAUGGUCUGCGUUGAGGAUCUGUAUGAGCGUUUUCCAGACCGUGAUCCUCAGUGGCUGACUGAGCACAAAAUGGCUAUGGUGUCCAACAAAUUCCUCGGUAGUCUGGCUGUCCGCCUCGACUUGCACACUCACCUACAGUACUUCAGCAACCAACUUCAGGCACAGAUUGCUCAAGCAGUCGAGGAUUCGAAGCUCGCUUAUGAAAGUCAUCAAUCCGUGGAUUUUUGGCUCAUGACCGAAGAUCCCCCCAAGUGCCUUUCGGAUAUGGUAGAAGCUUACCUAGGCGCGAUUUUUGUUGACUCUGGUUUUGAUUUUGGGGUCAUUGAGGGCUUCUAUGCCAAGCACAUCAAACCUUACUUUGAGGACAUGUCCCUCUAUGACACUUUUGCGAACAAGCAUCCCACGACAUAUCUUCACAGAAAAUUGACGGACGAUUUUGGUUGCACGCAAUAUACCUUGAAAGCAGCCGAAAUCCCCUCCGUGGAUGGUGCUCCCACGGUGGUCCUGGCAGCCGUGCUGGUUCAUAAUGUCGAUCUAGCGCAGGCUACAGCAUCAUCGGGAAGUUCCUACAAUCCUUAUGGCAUCCUCACCGAUGAGGAGCUGCAGCUCAUGCAGGCCUUUGAAGGCAAAAAGGAGAAAACCCUGACUCGAAAGAUCGAUUUUCGAAUUCUACCCGUUUUUGCUUUUCUUUAUCUCUUGUCCCAUGUCGACCGUAGCAAUCUCGGAAAUGCAAAGAUCGAAGGGAUGAACGCUGACUUGGGCCUGGUCGGAAGUCAGUACAAUGUUGCAUCGACCCUGUUUUUUAUCCCAUAUAUCUUACUUGGUGUCGUCAUGACUUUGAUGUGUCUUGUCCAGAACUAUUCAGGAUUGAUUGCUUGCCGUAUAUUUCUGGGGAUUUUUGAGGCUGGCUUCUUUCCCGGGGCAGUAUAUAUCGUCAGUUCCUGGUACAUCCGUAGAGAACUCCAACAACGUAUCGCCCUAUUUUACACCGCCUCCGCCUUCUCCGGUGCUUUCGGUGGCCUUUUGGCCUUUGCAAUUUCAAAACUAGACGGAGUUGGGAAUAUAGCUGGCUGGCGUUGGAUCUUCUUGAUUGAAGGAUGCGUGACAGUAGCCGUUGGAUUGGCAAUGCCAUUUGUCAUUCCCAAGAAUUCCGACAAGGCCGUUUGGCUUACUGACGAAGAAAAACGAUUUAUUGAUUGUCGUCUCCGUCUUGCAGGAGUAAGAGCUACGAGCAAGGAAGUCGAGAGCGAAAAUUUCUCGUGGCGUCAUCUCUUAGCAGGCUUGUUGGACUGGAAAGUCAACCUGGGAUACUCAUCGACGAUUGCACAGCUCAUGACAAUUCCACCUUAUUUCUGCGGAGGCGUUUCGUCUUACGUAGUCGGACGCAUUGCGGAUCGGUUCUCAUGGCGAUAUCCCUUCAUCAUCGGACCAAUGUGUGUCCUUCUGACCGGGCUGUACAUCAUGUUUGGAUUUGCAAGCAAUAUCCACGGUCAUGUGCAGGUCAUGUACUUUGGUACUGUUCUCGCACAGAUUGGUAUCUAUCCUCUUCUCCCCGGUAUAUCGGCCUGGACGGGAAACAAUGUUGCCCCAGAUCAGAAACGGGCUGUCAGCAUUGCGUGGCUUCUUGCCGGCGGGAAUCUUGCAAGCUUGAUUGGAACAAAUGUGUUUCUUCAGAAAGAGGCUCCGCUGUACACCACUGGAUACUCGACGUCCAUUGCCCUAGUGCUCCUUGGAAUGAUAGCUGCUACAGCCAACGAGAUUACUCUGAUGCGUUGCAACCGAGCCCGUGCGCAAGUCUCCGAGGAAGAUAUACGGACACAGUUCACUCAGGAAGAAUUGGAUAAGCAGGGUGAUAAAAGUCCUCUGUACAAGUACACAUUAUGA
Talaromyces amestolkiae is the source of this 5361-nucleotide messenger RNA. RefSeq lists its product as uncharacterized. The coding region runs from base 1 to 5361 and encodes 1786 amino acids. Gene Ontology annotation, cellular component: RISC complex; cytoplasm; nucleus. Gene Ontology annotation, molecular function: DNA binding; transmembrane transporter activity; RNA binding. NCBI's taxonomy places the organism in Eukaryota, Fungi, Ascomycota, Eurotiomycetes, Eurotiales, Trichocomaceae. The record is from RefSeq and is a predicted model, not a curated record. The transcript has 23 exons. Gene Ontology annotation, biological process: transmembrane transport; siRNA processing.